GACAGAUUGACAGUUGACAAGUAAUUUGUAUGAGCAGCUAAAAACAUUGAGCGCAAUGUUAAAUUAAUAAAUAAGCGGCUUAAAACUUCACGCUUUCCGUAAGAAAUUUACGUUACAAGUUUUCUUUUGAAAGGCGAACCGAAAUGGCUGAAAAGCUAAAGAACAUACCUGAACAAAAGCUAAAGGCCUUUUCAAUAGGCACAAUGGGCAAACGAAUACUGUCCAAGAAGGAAAUGGAAGAGCAGAGAAAAAGAGAAGAAGAAAAAGCUGCUGCACAUGUAUUUCAAGAGUUUGUGGAGACGUUCCAAGAAGCACCACUAAAUGGGAGUUCCAAAGUUUGGGUAAAAGCUGGUACUUAUGAUGCAGGAGCUAGAAAGGAGGAUACAAAAGACAAAGGGAAGUUAUAUAAGCCGACAUCAAGAAUAGCACCACCAACUACAGAAGCUUAUUCAUCAGCAGAGAGAGCUUAUCAGUACGCAAAAUUGCUUGCUAAUGACAAAAAGCCUGAGAGGCUAGGGAAGAAAAAGUCUCAGACUAAGAGUAAUCUUGAAACUUUCAUGGAGGAGCUAAGACAGAUCCAGGAAGAAAGGGAGGAAAGGCAUAAAUACAAAGGUUCAGUUCGGACACCAAUAGAGAAUGAAUUAGACCUUUUUAUGAGAACCGGAGAUAUAGGAUCUUUCGACAAUGGAGAUCCGACGACCACAAAUUUAUACCUUGGAAAUCUAAAUCCAAAGAUUACCGAACAGCAAUUGAUGGAAAUCUUUGGACGAUUUGGCCCUUUGGCAAGCAUAAAAAUCAUGUGGCCCAGAUCAGACGAAGAAAAAGCCAGGGGUAGGAAUUGCGGCUUCGUGGCUUACAUGGCACGAAAAGAUGGAGAAAGGGCAUUGAAAGCACUCAACGGAAAAGAUAUUUUAGGUUAUGAGAUGAAACUGGGUUGGGGCAAAUCCGUUAUUAUCCCCCCACACCCAAUCUACAUUCCGCCAGUACUUUUAGAUCUUUCUCAGCCUCCACCACCAUCGGGCUUGCCUUUCAAUGCUCAGCCGAUGGCAAGAGACAAAGACGUCCUUCCGAAAUCGCAAGAAGAACUCAACGAAAUACUGUCCAGGGCAGUUGUUAAGGUCGUAAUUCCACAGGACAGGAACCUGAUCAUGCUUGUACAUAGAAUGGUAGAAUUUGUUGUAAGGGAAGGACCUAUGUUUGAAGCUAUGAUUAUGAAUAGGGAAUUGAACAACCCGCAGUUCAGAUUCCUGUUUGAAAACCAAAGUCCGGCUCACAUUUAUUACAGAUGGAAGGUAUAUUCUAUCUUACAUGGGGACUCGCAAAAAGAGUGGAAUACAAAGGAGUUUAGAAUGUUUAAAAAUGGGUCUGUUUGGAAACCACCAAUAAUGAACUGCUACACAAACGGUAUGCCAGAUGAAUUGAUCAAAGAUGACGAUAUGAAGGAUAGUUCAAAAGGCACCCUUUCACAUUCGCAACGCGACAGACUAGAAGACCUAAUAAGGGGUUUAACACCCGAAAAAACAAAAAUAGGCGAAGUGAUGGUGUUUUGCAUAGAACAUAGUGAGGCAGCUGAAGAAAUAGCCGAGUGCAUAACUGAAUCUCUUUCAAAUGAAUCCACAACUCUAACUAAAAAGACAGCCCGAUUGUAUCUGGUAUCAGAUAUACUUCAUAACUGUCAAGUCAAAGUGAACAAAGCGUAUUUUUUCAGAAAGGCGUUUGAAAAUAGGCUGGUAGGUAUAAUGAAGCAGGUGAAACUAACGUAUGAUAAGUUAGAAGGAAGACUCCAAGCAGAAGGAUUCAAAAUAAGGGUGCUAAGAACCCUAAAAGCAUGGGAGGAUACUAUUUACCCCAAGGACUUUAUGUCGAGACUACACAAUACAUUUUUGGGAAUCGAACCAGAGGAACCAGACGAGAGUCCUAAGCAAGAGGAAGAUACUGAUGGACUUCCUUUGGAUGUCCCAGAUUCAGACGUUGACGAUGGUGUACCAGUAGAUGGUUCUGCAUUGAGAUCAGCGAUGAUGCAUUACGAAAGUAGCGCCUCUGGAGAUGACCCAGAUUUGGAUGGUGAAGAGUUACCAACCGAGGAUAGCCAACCAAAACCGCCGUUGUCUGGAUUCAUCACCUCUAAAUGGGAAACAGUAGAUCCGGAUCAAGUUGAGGCCCAAGCAAUGACAACCAGCAAGUGGGACAUGCUGGAAAAUAGCCAGGAUGCUAGUCAAGAAAGCAGCGCCAAUGAAAGAGAUGACUCUGUUGACUACGGCGAUACAAGGGAUAUGACUGAAGAAAAGCGCCAAAAAUUGAGGGAGAUUGAAGUAAAAGCUGUCCAAUACCAAGAUGAGCUUGAAUCGGGCCAGAGGCAGUUGAAGAGUGGUUGGACUUUACCUCAGCAGGUAGAACAUUACAGAAGGAAAUUGUUGAGAAAAUCGGAAAAGGAGAAAAAAGAGAAGAUCGAAAAAUUGUCAGAAAAGAAGCACAAAAAGGAGCGGGAUUUCGACAGAAGUGAAAGAAGGGUCGUUGUCGAGAGUUCUGACGAUGAACAAUACUAUAAAGACGCUGCUUCUAGGAAAAGCAAAAAACAUGUGCGAAGCUCAUCAAGUGGUUCUACUACCAGGCGCAGGUCAAAGAGCCGGUCCCCAUCAUCAUCUCGCAAACGUCGUUGCAAAGCGAUCACACCUCCAAGUCCUCCACGAAUCCGACCCUCCCGAUCCACUCGCAGACGUGAUUCUGUCUCCCCUACAGGAUCUACAGACAAAUACAGCCCUAAAAGGCACAGAAUAGCCACACCAUCGCCACCUCGCGCCUCUAAACACAGCCGCAGGUCCACGUCGCCAAGGAGCGGUCACAGCAGUCCCAGGUCCAACUCGUCGCGGUCAAGGUAUCAUUCACCAGAACCCAAGAAACACAGACAUAAACAUAAAUAUUAGAGACUUGUUUUAAAAAUAUCACUAGAUCUAUACUGUAGCAAAGAGGAGGUAAAUCAAGUGAGGACAUUCCUUUGAAGUCUGUCAUUUUUAGACCAGGCUCCCCAGAUGCGUCAAAUACGACGAUUUGUCAAAUAAGCAAUUUGAGGCUGUAAUGUAAUAUUCCGCGUAGAGCCCUAAAAGUAAAAUUUUGUAUUCAUAAUGCUCGUGAAACAGUAGUUUACUAUAUUCCAAAAUAUUCGACCACUUCAUUUUUUUCAUUAAUUAUAGUCACCUAAAUUCAUCAUAAAAAAGUCAGCUGUAAUUUUACCCGCCUUGUUUAGAUGUCUUCUCUUAUUAUACCUCUUUUUGGUUGUAUUGCAAUAGAAUGCAGCUGAAGGUUUACCUAUAUAUGGCGAUUUAAUAUUUAGUCCAUUUGAAAUGUUUUCUGUAAGAUGCCAAAAUUCGAUUUUUGUGAUGUUUUUCAGCUAAUUCUAUUGUACUACUAUGAGACGUAUGUUACAAGCAUGUGCUCAACACUGUUAAUGUCUGAUUCGCUCAGAAGUGUUGAAUUUCCUGUAUAAAGUUGUACUUCAAAGCUUCACUCUAUACAUUUCAUUUGUUUCAGAGCAAAAAAUCGUAGAUUUGCAUUUCAGAAGUGAUACAGAGUGAGCCAACCACGCAUAAGACAAGAAAUCAUUUUUUUUCAAACUUCAUGUAUUAUAGUAUUGUAAGAUUAUUUAGUCCUAUCAUUGAUCUAGUAUCAAAGUUCAUUUCCUUAUGAAAUGCCUCUGUUGUUUUGAUAAAUCUUUUUAAGACAAGAACAAAGAUGAAAGUGAUGCGUGGAGCACCUUGUACUUAUUCACUUUUAGCCAUCUCUAAAUUAUGUUUUUAAUACCAUGUUAAAGGAAUUUAUUAUAUAUUUGAUUAUAACUUUACACAAGCUAUAUGUUAAAAUUAUCUUUAUUAUAUCAUAGUGUAAAAAGUAAUGCAUUUUUUGAUUAUAAUACUUUAUAUCCCA
This is a messenger RNA of Acanthoscelides obtectus, 3921 nucleotides long. The record is from the annotation of a GenBank genome assembly. Lineage: Eukaryota; Metazoa; Arthropoda; Insecta; Coleoptera; Chrysomelidae.